CUGGGGGCAGCUGGGAAAUUGACAAUAUGCCUAGCCCCAUGUCAGAUUUCAAAGUUAUAACUAAAUGCAAUUGUCACUGAAAGCAGCUUAUAUUGGCUACAUUGCUUGUUCUGAGUGUAAGUAGCACAAUAGCAGCUGAUGAACAAACGUGGAGGAAACCGAUGUGUGCUACAUUGUUUCACGAGUCACAACCAGGGAAAAGAAAUAAUAACUCAUUCUGCUUUCCAGUGCAAAUACAGUUACAAAUGUAUAAAUGCUGCUUCCAUUGCGCAAUAAAAAUGUUUUGGGGUAAGAUUCCCUUUAAGCAGCUAAACUGCAGCAGAAUAAGCAGCACAAAGUAACAUGGUAACAUGGCACAAUGGCAAAGCUACUUGUACCCUCAGAGCGAGUGUUCAGGCAGCUGAGCUCAUUUCCCAGUCCCUUCUAUCUUCUAUCUACACACAGACACACGUGACGUUUCCUGCAUGCCUUCUGCUUCACUUCCGCCAGGUUCUUGCAGGCAAUUCCGUACUUCUGCUCGCUGUGUAAUGUCCUGGUUCUUAACACCGGAUCUUUUUUCUCGGCGGAGGCAGUUUCUAGCAAAAACACAGACAAAAAGUCUCCAAAGAAGUUGGAAAAAUGAUGAAAAGGGUCUGAUGGAAUCUGAUGAACAGGAAUUCAUAAACAAAACCGACAACACAGCGUCUAAUGAAAGCAAUGCUGGAAACGUUAAUACAUGUCCUUCUGCAUCCCCCUUUUCUGAUUUGAAUGAGGUUUCACGUAAUGGCUUAACAGAUGACAGUGAGGAUGGAGUAGGGUUUAGUCACAAAACGUCCUCUGAGCCCUCUAAAGUAAGAGAGGUUUAUCUGAAUGGCAGUCCAUUUGUAGAUGAAGACAGCAAUCAGCCGAUGCCUCUGGGACUCUGUUUUGAAAAUGCAGAUCUAAUGCAGCAAUCUGGUUGCUAUUGGCCAAAUUUCCCUAGCAACCGUGCAUUGAUUUGAAUAAGAGACUGCAAUAUGAAUGGAGGUCUGAAUAGAAAGAUGAGGAAUAGUGGAGAAAAGCAAAUAAGACAUAAGGAAACAAGAAAACAAAAGCAGAGAGCAUGGAACAAAAAGAGGACCUGCCACCUGCUGUGCCUUGUUGUGCUUCGAUGAGCAGAAGAGUUCAGAAACCUGCAUUUUAGAGCAAAGGAAGAGGAGGAAGAUGAUGAUGACUAUGCUGACAGCUUGGUUAAUGAAGGAAAUAUUUAAAUAAGGAUUCUGCAGAGCCAAGCUUGAAUGUGUGUGUCCGGGGGAAACCAGAAGUAUAAAUAUUAUACUAUAAUAAUAUUAUAGUACAUUUCAUUUCUUGUAGAGGCCCAAAGGGCACAUGUAAUUUAUGUUGACAACACGCUUUGUGACCAAAAUAAAUAUUGAUUGUUCUGUA
Xenopus laevis (African clawed frog) is the source of this 1404-nucleotide messenger RNA. RefSeq names its product UPF0688 protein C1orf174 homolog. The transcript has 5 exons. Lineage: Eukaryota; Metazoa; Chordata; Amphibia; Anura; Pipidae. Bases 465 to 980 code for a protein of 171 amino acids. The record is from RefSeq and is a predicted model, not a curated record.